Parnassius mnemosyne (clouded apollo) is the source of this 330-nucleotide messenger RNA. The record is from the annotation of a GenBank genome assembly. Lineage: Eukaryota; Metazoa; Arthropoda; Insecta; Lepidoptera; Papilionidae.
AUGAAAGAUGAGGAGUGGAUACGAAUAGCCGAGCAGUUUAAUGCUACGGCAACUAAUUGUCGUUGGACACCACAACAGCUGCGGCUGAAAUGGGAAAAUUUAAAAAAAAAUGCACGUAAAUGUUGCACCAAAAUAAGAAUGAAUAGCAUAAAAACUGGUGGAGGUGUUGGUGAGUACAUAUCCCCUGAUGAAAUACUGGAUCGUGCUACCAGCCUAUUGGGGAGUACAGCCAAUGGAUUAGUUGUUCCUUAUGGGGGAGAUAAGGAACCUGAGCGCUAUGCAGUGCUUUGUGAUGGUAGUGGUAUUGAGCCAAAUGGUGGUAGUGUAUAG